AUGUCAGAAGACAAAGAAGUCAAGCCAGUUCACGGCAUGUUCGCUGUUCCAGCUCCGCCAACGUUUGACUUCGACCGGACGUCUGAAUGGCCUUCCUGGAUCCAACUAUUCGACGACUACCGCUUUGCCUCUGGCUUAAAUGAGCGAAGUGAAGAAGCGCAAGUCCGGACUCUACUCUACACAAUGGGCAAGCAAGCGAGAGAGAUCUUUUCGACCUUCGAACUAUCCGAACAACAGCAGAAGCAGUAUGAAGUCGUCAGAAAAAAGUUCGACGAUCACUUCGUGGCCGCACGGAACCUCGUUUACGAGAGCGCAUGUUUUCACCGACGCAUACAACAACCUGGAGAGUCAGUCGACCAAUUCAUCACCGCGUUGCACACACAGGCGGACCGGUGCGACUACAAGGAAAAGGAACGCAUGAUCCGCGACCGGUUUGUAGUCGGCCUCAGCGAUGCCAAGCUCUCGGAGUCUCUGCAAAUGGAUGCAAAUUUGACACUCGCCAGCGCUUUGGCAAAAGCUCGCUUGAAGGAGACCGUCCAACGACAGCAGCAACAGCUGCGAGAAACCAGCGACGAACCUUCGGCAGCGCCAGCCAGCAACCUGGACGCGAUCAACAAACAACGGCAGCCCCGGAAGAAUUCUUCAGGACAGCGUUCCGGCACCUCGUCAAGGACCACUGCACCUAUCACACAAGGUCAACGCACCAGACCACAGUCCUACCGACCUCUCACCCCCAGUUCAUGCCCCAACUGCGGUCAAGGAGAGCACCCGAGGACCUCCUGCCCGGCACGAGCUGCGAAAUGCAACUACUGCGGUUGUUCCGGACAUUUCGCAGUGGUGUGUCGGAAAAAGGCUGCAGGCGAGCGAAAGAAGGAAUACAAGUUGUUUGCUCGCAACUACGGUUUUCGCGCUGUGACGUCUAGCCCCAGGUACCCCCAGGCUAAUGGUGAAGUGGAGAGGAUGGUCCAGACAAUUAAAGGUCUCAUUACAAAAGCGAAGGACCCAUAUCUUUCUCUCCUAGCGUACAGGGACACUCCGGGGCUACUUGGGAAAAGCCCUGCAGAACUUCUAAUGGGCAGGCGGCUACGCACAACGGUGCCUGUCCGUCCCACCAGCCUUCGGCCUCAGACGGUGAACCUGAGAAAGUUCAGAAGCCAUGAUACGACUGCCCGACAGCGGCAGCGUAGGAACUUCAACCGUCGUCAUAGGGCUACUUCGUUGCGACCACUCGAACCGGGCGCGGAAGUCUGGGGCAAAGCCACGGUUACGGACAGCAUAUUUCGGGACUGCAGUAAGAGACUCAACUCUGAGCGCCGGCUUCUUGCCAAGAAGAACAAGAAAUUCUUCGACGUCCGGCAUCGCAGCGGACCGCCCACGGAGGACCUGUCAACGCCGAAAGCGGCCCAAGGCACGCCCGAUGGUAGCUGGCCUUUCGAAGUGAACAGCCGAAGUCUUGUGUCUUCCAUAAGCCGCGACCUUAUCCCUUCGCGUCAGGUGCCAGACUUCGGCCAGCUCGGAGGCGUCCCCGAGCAGGGGCGAAGGGGUCGCGAGCAGCUGCCGCUUCAGCACCGCCACACCGGCUCCGCUCAGCAGCUGCGGCAGUGGAGUGCAGAGGCCACGCCGCUUCCUGGCGCGAUCGUGCCGCUCCGGCAGCCUUCGUCAAUCGCCACAUCGCACGACAUCAUCAAGCCUCUCAUCUCCAGGUGCGAUGGCAUCGCCGAGGUCGAUUAA
Messenger RNA from Dermacentor silvarum, 1731 nucleotides. RefSeq lists its product as uncharacterized. The coding region runs from base 1 to 1731 and encodes 576 amino acids. Gene Ontology annotation, molecular function: zinc ion binding; nucleic acid binding. The transcript has 5 exons. The record is from RefSeq and is a predicted model, not a curated record. NCBI's taxonomy places the organism in Eukaryota, Metazoa, Arthropoda, Arachnida, Ixodida, Ixodidae.